Messenger RNA from Recurvomyces mirabilis, 1587 nucleotides. RefSeq lists its product as uncharacterized. The record is from RefSeq and is a predicted model, not a curated record. The transcript is spliced from 3 exons. Gene Ontology annotation, biological process: carbohydrate metabolic process. Bases 1 to 1587 code for a protein of 528 amino acids. NCBI's taxonomy places the organism in Eukaryota, Fungi, Ascomycota, Dothideomycetes, Mycosphaerellales, Teratosphaeriaceae. Gene Ontology annotation, molecular function: hydrolase activity, hydrolyzing O-glycosyl compounds.
AUGGCUGCUCGUUCGCUCGUUCUUUCGGCUCUGGCCCUCUUGCCAUUGAUCAGGGCUCAACAGGUCGGGACGUCACCUGAGGUACACCCUCGGCUUACCAGCCAGUUCUGCACCAAGAAGGAUGGCUGCAAGACGCUGCAGACCUCUGUGGUGCUCGACGCUCUAACUCACCAAAUCGUCCAGACUGGCAACAAAUCUACUAUCGAGGGAAUCAGCGACUAUGCCUCGCAUGGCGUUCAGACCUACGGCGACACCAUCAAUCUUCAUCAAUACCUCAACAUCAACGGCACCGAGCAGACCGUUUCCCCUCGUGUCUACCUGUUGGACCCAUCCGGUAAGAACUACCAGACUAUGCAGCUCCUAAACCAGGAGGUGACCUUUACGGUCGACCUGUCGAACCUGCCGUGCGGUAUGAACGGAGCACUCUACAUGUCCGCAAUGGAUGCAGAUGGUGGUCGCAGCGCCGGCAACCCCGCUGGAGCCACCUACGGUACUGGCUACUGUGAUGCUCAGUGCUUUAGAACCUCCUACAUCAACGGUAUCAUCAAUAGUGGUAAUUUCGGUGCAUGCUGUCAAGAGAUGGAUCUGUGGGAAGCCAAUGCUGCUGCCACUCAACUCACCCCGCACGCAUGCAACGUGACUGGUCUUUACCAAUGCACGAGCACCGAUGAGUGCAGCCAGCCAGUUGGUGUGUGCGAUGAGUGGGGCUGUGGCAACAACCCAUAUAAGGGUGAUACGAAUUAUUAUGGCUACCACAAGCUCAUCGAUACCACCCAGCCGUUCACGGUCGUGACACAAUUCAAGACGGAUGAUGGCACUAGCCAGGGUAACCUCAAUGCCAUCGUCCGCAAAUACGUGCAGAACGGCAUGGUAUAUGAGAACCAGCCGCAGACCUACACUGCCUCAAACGGCAGCAGCGUCAACACCACUGCUAUUGAUAAUGGCUACUGCGCCUCCACCUCCUCCUGGUUCGAGCAGCGCGGUGGUCUCGCCCAGAUGGGCAAAGCUUUGGACGUCGGCAUGGUCUUCAUCAUGUCCAUCUGGAACGACGCCGGUGGCAACAUGACCUGGCUCGACUCUGGGUCCAGUGGUCCUUGCACAGCCGAGGAGAGCGGUCCUUCAGUCAUCGAGGCCAACGACCCUACCACCAAUGUUAUCUUCAGCCAGAUCAAGUGGGGUGAUCUCGACUCGACUUACAAAGGCACUCCGUAUGGCCAGCCUCCAUCAAACUCGACGACAUCGUCGUCAUCUACGACCAAGACGUCUACAGUCACGAUCAAGACGUCGUCCACCACAUCCAAAUCACUGUCGACAACCAAGACUUCUACAUCCAAGUCAUCAUUGAAAUCCAAGUCCUCAUCAACAUCGAAGUCCUCAUCUGCAACAAAGACUUCUACUAAGACUUCCGCUUCCUCGAUGACUUCUACUACGAGCAGGGCUUCGUCUUCAACAAAACCUUCGUCUUCCACAAAGGCAACAAUCACGAGCAAGGCCGCUCCCCCGCCACCUCCUCCGCCGCCGCCGCCUCCACCACUGCCGCCGGCGCCGCCAGGACCUCCUAAACCACCUGGAUACGGUCUGAGGUAG